Molecule: messenger RNA, 3384 nt
Organism: Aspergillus alliaceus
Lineage: Eukaryota; Fungi; Ascomycota; Eurotiomycetes; Eurotiales; Aspergillaceae
Product: putative AP-3 complex subunit delta
Exons: 6
Coding region: 188-3160 (990 amino acids)
Biological process (GO): Golgi to vacuole transport; protein targeting to vacuole
Cellular component (GO): endosome membrane; AP-3 adaptor complex; membrane coat
Source: RefSeq, a predicted model, not a curated record
UCUUAACCCAAUUCAUUGAUUAUUUUCACAACAACGCUGCACUGGAUAUUACGCUGACUUUAAUCUAUAUGUGAUUGAUUUGUUGUUGAACUGCAGGCGAAGUGUACUGACAGAUUUGAAACGUCACUUUUAAAUACAAUAUCAAUAAUCACUGUCAAUGUUCUAAUGUGUCCGAGAGCCAGCCAUAAUGUUUGAAAAGUCUCUCUACGACCUUAUCAAAGGUCUGCGGAAUCACAAGGGGGCAGAGGAGGACUAUAUACAGGACAGUCUUCGUGAAUGUAAGGUCGAGAUCAAGUCGCAGGAUAUGGAUAAGAAAGCUACGGCUUUGUUGAAAUUGAUCUACUUGGAGAUGUUUGGGUAUGACAUGUCCUGGGCUUCUUUCCAUGUACUGGAAGUCAUGUCAUCUACCAAAUAUCUGCAGAAAAGAGCUGGCUACCUUGCGGCAGUACAGAGCUUUAGGCCAGAUACCGAGGUCUUGAUGCUGGCUACAAAUCUACUAAAAAAGGAUUUAGUGUCGCCCAGUAUCCCUAACAUGUCUCUACCUUUGAUAACAUUGCCAAACAUCAUCACACCUUCACUUGCCAUGUCUUUGCUUCCAGAUGUUCUGUCCCGCCUUUCUCACUCACAUGCUGUGGCUCGUAAGAAGGCUGUCGUUUGUCUCUACAGACUUGCCUUGGUUUAUCCUGAAGCGCUGAAGUUGGGGUGGCCCAAAAUCAAGGAUCGCCUUAUGGAUGAUGAAGAGGACAGCAGCGUCACAACGGCAGUAAUCAACGUUGUGUGUGAACUGGGGUGGAGGAGGCCGCAUGAUUUCUUGCCGCUAGCCCCAAGAUUCUUCGACUUAUUAGUGGAUGGAGGGAACAAUUGGAUGGCUAUAAAAAUAAUUAAGCUGUUUGCUACAUUAACACCUGUAGAACCACGUUUGAUCCGAAAGCUUCUUCGACCCUUGAUGAGCAUAAUCCAAACAACAACUGCAAUGUCACUACUCUAUGAAUGUAUCAACGGCAUUAUUCAGGGUGGUAUCCUUGACGGCGAUGGUGGACUUGAUGAAAAGAACGAGAUCGCGAGUCUCUGUGUGGAGAAACUCCGAGGCAUGGUUGUCACGGAAUCCGAUCCCAACUUAAAAUAUGUUGCCCUCCUUGCCUUUAAUAGAAUUGUGAUCUCCCACCCUGUCUUAGUGUCAACUCAUCAGGACGUCAUCAUGAACUGUUUGGAUGAUCCAGACAUUUCUAUACGGCUGCGAGCCCUUGACCUCGUGGCUCGGAUGGUGACUAGCGACACGCUUCAGCUAGUAGUAAACAGGCUCGUUGGCCAACUCUUUAAUGCCCAUCAAGCCACGAACGAUAUUUUCAAAGCCGAGAGUUCUGAAGCGGGUAUGCGCACUGACAUAGAGGAUUAUGCAUUGCCAGAAGGCCCAUACCCUCACAGACAAUCGAUUGCUUUGCCGGAUGACUAUAGCGUUGAAGUCAUGCACCGAAUACUAGAUAUAUGCUCUUACAAUAAUUAUUCGGAGAUGCCUGACUUCGAGUGGUAUGUUGAUGUUCUAGUGCAAUUAAUUAAGCUGCUUCCCCCAACCAUUGAACAGCGCCCUAUUCAAUGCGACCCACGCCAGGAUUUGGAGAAUUACAGGGAUUGUGUUGCUUUCCGUAUCGGAUCCGAGAUACGUAACAUCGCUAUCCGUGUUAGGGACGUCAGGAUGGAGGCGACCAGAGCAGCAGAGUCUCUGAUCUUUGUUGACAAAAAUAAGGCCCUAUUUUCUGCUGCCCCUAGACGAAUCAAUAAUAUCUUAGGGCCUCUUGCUUGGGUCGCAGGUGAAUUUGCAGAACAUCUUGCGUCUCCUAGCCAGACCCUUCACUCAUUGAUAGAUAUGUCGAACACGUCUUUAUCGGCGAGAACAUUGUCCCUUUAUAUUCAGGCUAUUCCUAAAAUCUUGGCCAAUCUCAUUCAUGUUGAGGGUGAAGCGUGUGACAAAUCGAAGAAUAGUGAAAUAUCCCUCUUUCUGGCUCGGAUCAUCGACUUUCUUGAUGUUUUGGCUGCCCAUCCUGACUUGGACGUACAAGAAAGAGCUAUCGAAUUUCUGGAGGUCAUGCGCUUAACAGCAGAUGCUGUUCAUCCUGGAUCUCAGGAUCCGGGUCAGGCACCAAUUUUGCUGUCAUCUAUGGUUUCAAACUUGUUCCAUGGGCUAGAGCUCAAUCCAGUCGCUGCCAACGCUCAGAAGAAGGUUCCUUUACCAGAACAACUGUGUCUGGCACAGGAAUUUAACAAGAAUAUCUCACAGCUUUUUAAUAAUCGAGCUAACGGGCUUCCGGAUCCGGUUGGCCAACUGCCAUCUCAAGGAUUCUAUCAUGUUAGGGACGCCUCGGCGCUGGAUAAGCAGCUCACUGAAUCUGUGCCUGUGGACUUGCAGCUUAAUCCAUCGUAUCAGAAUUCUACCAAUGGCUUAGAGGGCGGCAUUGCCAUUCUGAAGCGGAAAGAGGAGCGCAAAGAACGUAACAGAGAUGACCCUUUCUACAUUGGCGUUGAGGAUGAAUCCUCUGGCACGUCGACCCCGUUUCAUCAGGUUCUCAAUGCUUCAAACGAUAGUGUAUUGGAUAUUGACUCUAUUCCAAUAAUUGAUCUCCAAGUGAAUGACGUGGGAAACCCUCGCACUUUGGCACGUGUACCUCGUGGGAAUCGACAAGUUAGGUCACGUCCUAAAAAGUACGAGAUCGCAUCUGACGAGAUGAUCGGGCAAGGAGAUUCUCCACAUCUUAACUUAGAUUAUGAGCCUAGUAAAGUCAAACGAUCUCUACUACAGGUCGACUCGAGUGGUCUCGAGCAUCUAUCGUUGGAAGCUAGAAGCAAUCUCUCUGCAGAUCCUACGGUUUCUACGAAGAGAGCCUGUCAAGAUGCGGAAAUGGCUAUGGCUGUGCAGAAAGUGGAAAAGCUGCGAUUAGAAAUGCAGAGAGCGUCGGAACGAGUUCAUCCGAACGGCAUACCUGCGGAAGGAACGCUGGUAAAGAAGAAAAGAAAAGUAAAAAAGGCUUCACACAACAGAGCCCCGGACGCUACGUUGUUACAUCCCAAAGACGAGUCGUCAGCGGGCGGCACUCAACAAGGGCUGCUUUCGCCUGCGGAAGCAAGGAAAAAAAAAGCGAAAAAGCAGAGGAACACUGGAGGGUAACACUUUCAUCUAUCUAGGAAUCUGUGAACUGGCCCAGUAAUAUUAGCUAGCAUAUUCCGGCAUAUGUGCCACUCAAUUCUUCCCGCGUAUACCCUAUGCUUGAAUUUGACAGUGGUAAUUUAGUAGGAUGUUAAGGAUUAUUCCAAACCCCCUAUCUAUGUCCCGAAAUUUUUUUCCGUGCAGCGGCCCUGCUAUUAUUGUAGAUGGAUAUCGAUUCAAAGUCU